Molecule: messenger RNA, 1364 nt
Organism: Medioppia subpectinata
Lineage: Eukaryota; Metazoa; Arthropoda; Arachnida; Sarcoptiformes; Oppiidae
Source: the annotation of a GenBank genome assembly
GUAUUACAUUCUUGGAAGUAAUUGAUUAUCGCUUGGUUUUAAAGUAUAUAAACGUACGUUUGGUUUCAAAAAAUUUAAUUCAAGAAUAUUCUUUAUUCAAACAAACUCUUCAAUACUUUGAAAUCUCAGUCAACUUAUUAUUAUUAACAAUGAAUUCUUCAAUUGUUUCAAUCGUUGUGUUCGCCGUUUGUGUGUCACAGAUAUUAUGUAAUCCGGUGGCCGUAUCUCUUAACCCAAAAGUGGCCGCUUUGAAGGCAUUUAAAGCAAAAACAAGUCCUGAAUUGUACGACAAAGACGUUCGCCCGAACUUAGGAGAAAUGCCUGUUAAAAUCAACGUUAGCAUGUAUGUCAUCGAUUAUAAUUUGGAUUCGCCGAACAGGGAGAUGAUGGUGAACAUAUAUUUCCGCCAACUAUGGAAUGACCCCCGACUGGCCAAUGAAGGCAUUACCGAGAGUGCUGUCGGUGGGAAGUCACUGGUGGACAGGGUUUGGAUUCCCGACACAUUCUUUGCCAAUUCAAUGGAAGUAUUGGCCAACAAAUACCCGACCCGUAACUCAUUCCUUAGGGUUGAGCCGAACGGCAAUGUUUUCUACAGCGAGAGAAUUCGGGUUCUGUUCCGAUGCGACGCUCGUAUGUCCACCAAAACCGAUGAAUGCGAUCUUGAAAUGGAGUCGUAUGGAUUAGGUAUGACUGAUAUUGAGUACGGAUGGAAAAAUGGUGAAACUUCAGUCAAAUUUGACCAACGUGGUAAUAAUCAUAAUAAAUACAAAAUGACACAAUCGUUGGGCAAAGAGGAAAUUAAGUUGCUACCCACCUAUGUUUUUGAUAAACACAACUACUUUAUACUGAAAGAACUCGUUAUAUUAUGUAAUCCGGUGGCCGUAUCUCUUAACCCAAAAGUGGCCGCUUUGAAGGCAUUUAAAGUGAAAACAAGUCCUGAAUUGUACGACAAAGACGUUCGCCCGAACUUAGGAGAAAUGCCUGUUAAAGUCAACGUCAGCAUGUAUGUUAUUGAUUAUACUUUGGAUUCGCCGAACAGGGAGAUGAAUGUAAACAUAUAUUUCCGCCAACUAUGGAAUGACCCCCGACUGGCCAAUGAGGACAUUACCGAGAGUGCUGUCGGCGGGAAGUCACUGGUGGACAGGGUUUGGAUUCCCGACACAUUCUUUGCCAAUUCAAUGGAAGUAUUGGCCAACAAAUACCCGACCCGUAACUCAUUCCUUAUGGUUAAACCAAACGGCGAUGUUUUCUACAGCGAGAGAAUUCGGGUUCUGUUCCGAUGCGGCGCUCGUAUGGCCACCAAAACCGAUGAAUGCGAUCUCGAAAUGGAGUCGUGUAUGUCAUCUGAAUUGGAUAUUUGCUAA